Plasmodium vinckei vinckei is the source of this 855-nucleotide messenger RNA. RefSeq names its product NIMA related kinase 2, putative. Gene Ontology annotation, molecular function: protein kinase activity; ATP binding. Bases 1 to 855 code for a protein of 284 amino acids. Gene Ontology annotation, biological process: protein phosphorylation. The transcript has 7 exons. The record is from RefSeq and is a predicted model, not a curated record. NCBI's taxonomy places the organism in Eukaryota, Apicomplexa, Aconoidasida, Haemosporida, Plasmodiidae.
AUGGGUAAUCCCAAGAAAAUAGGAACUUAUGAUGUCAUAAAAACAAUUGGACGUGGAUCAUUUGGAAUUGUUACAGCAGUUAAAAAUGAACAAGGGGAAAUAUUUGUUGUUAAGCAGCUAGACAUAUCAUGCAUGAAUUAUAAGGAAAAGAUGAAUGUAAUAAGCGAGUUAAAGGCUCUAAUUGAAGUAUCAACACAUCCAUUUAUUGUCAAAUAUAAAGAGGCAUUUAUUGAAGACGGAACUUUAUGUGUCGCUAUGGAUUAUUGUUCAAAGGGAGAUUUGAAAAGAUAUAUAAAAAGGGCAAAAGAAAUGAAGACAAUUAUUCCUGAAAAUAAAAUUAGAAGAUGGUUGUUACAGAUAAUUACAGCAAUAAAAUUUAUACACGACAAAAAGCUUAUCCAUCGAGAUUUAAAAUGUAAUAAUAUAUUUUUGGAUGAAAAUGAAAAAGCUAAGAUUGGAGAUUUUGGGUUAGCAAAGCUUUUAGAAAAAACAGAUCAAACAAACACACUAUGUGGGACUAUUGGUUAUAUGGCCCCAGAAGUUUGCAAAAACAUACCAUAUAGCUACGCAGCAGAUAUAUGGUCUAUAGGAGUAAUCCUAUAUGAGCUUAUUGCAUUAAGACAUCCAUUCAAAUCAAAAAAUGGAAAUAUGCUUUCAAUUGUUCAGAAGGUUUGCGAAGAGCAGCCGGAUCCACUUCCAAAUAUUUAUUCCAAGGAUUUGCGAAAUUUGUGUUACUGGAUGAUGGCCAAAUGUUCUGAAAAAAGACCAACAGUCUAUGAUAUUAUUGGGACUGAAUAUUUUCAGGAUGAAGUAAAUUUAUUGAAAAAUGAAAUUAUCCAAGGAAAAAAAAAGUAA